Molecule: messenger RNA, 1046 nt
Organism: Diabrotica balteata
Lineage: Eukaryota; Metazoa; Arthropoda; Insecta; Coleoptera; Chrysomelidae
Source: the annotation of a GenBank genome assembly
AUUUAUUAAAUCAUGUCUGUCAUCAACAAAAUUGUAAAAAGUGCCAGUGAAAAUUAGAAUGUAGAAAUAUAAAAGUGAUCCAAUAUGCUAACAUUUCCAAAAUUAUUAGUAACUUCUAUUCAUCAUUUCGUCUACGAAAAAUUAGCUGUCAAACUUAAUUCAUUAUAUCGUCGAGCUACUACUACUGUCUCCGCAAAACACAAAGAUGCUUCCGCUUCAGUCAAAGUAAAGACGUCGAUAAUAUCAGCAGCUUCAGAAUCAAAACCACUAUCCCAAAAAGUUGCCCUCGUAACCGGUGGAUCGACACAAUCUGGUUUAAUUUGUGUUCAAGAACUGUUAAGAUGUGGCAUUAAGGGUGUUAUGUUUACAGAUAACGAUGAAAACCUAGGGCGAAAAAAACUAGACGAACUCUGUACGUGCUAUGACCCAAAUAGGGCUGCAUUUAUUCGGUCUGAUAUAAGAGACGUCCUGCUGUUAAGAAAUGCAUUUUUAAGUUCUAAAAAGCAUUUUUGCAGUCUGGACAUAAUCGUAAAUAUUAUUGAACAAUCAGAAAAAUGUAAGUGGACGGAGGAAAUCGACAAAAACUUGAAAGGCAUAGUGAGAAGUACAUUACUUGGCUACGAAUUCCUUAGUGCCCAGCAAGGAGGAAAAGGAGGCACUAUCUGCAAUCUUAUAGUUUCACCGUGCGUGGAAGAGAAAAACUUAUCACCCGUAUUAGUGGCCACCAGAAGUUACUUGAUGAGUUUUGGUCAAUCGAUGUCUUCGACAUUUAAUAAAUCCACUGGUGUUAAAAUUAUUACUGGUUUUGCAGACGAUGACAAAAGAGCUUUAAAAUCGGCCAAAGGACAAGAAGUUUCUUCGCAAAGUUUAACGACUAUGUUGGAAACCGCUGCUCCUGGAUCAGUUUGGACUUUACAAUUUUUGAAACAAAAGACCCAAUAACAAGAAAAUGAAAAAUUAACCAUAAUCGCGCUGUUAAUAGUAAACCAUCGCCUUGUUCAAUAAAAAGUGUGAAUAUUAUAUUAUUAAAACCAGUAAUCCAAUUU